Messenger RNA from Oncorhynchus masou masou (cherry salmon), 515 nucleotides. RefSeq names its product zinc finger CW-type PWWP domain protein 2-like. Gene Ontology annotation, cellular component: nucleus. The record is from RefSeq and is a predicted model, not a curated record. The transcript has 5 exons. NCBI's taxonomy places the organism in Eukaryota, Metazoa, Chordata, Actinopteri, Salmoniformes, Salmonidae. The coding region runs from base 1 to 468 and encodes 155 amino acids.
AUGUUACACAAUAACGGAACUACCGUUAGCAACUCGGGACAGGCCAUUAUUCAAUAUGGAUCAACCCAAACUAAAGACUGGUGGCCAGCCAUUCUAAGUCCAGACCCCAACGAGGAGGAGUAUGUGAGGCUGGACAGCGAGGGUUACGUGGAGCACUACCAUGUUGAAUUCCUGGGGAAACCUCAUACCAGAUUCUGGGCUGCUGCCAAGCAUGUAGAACUCUACCACAACUCCUCCACUAAACCCAGAUACAGGAACCUGCGAGGCGCUAUGAGGAAGUCGUAUGAGGUGGCGAUGGAGGAGGUGGACAAGGUCAGGGAGAUGGGCUGUGAGGAGAGACUGCAGAUCAGCCACUUCCAGACACAGGAUUUGUUGAGUCAGGCUCAGAGGUUAAUGCAUGCUAUUGAGAGGAUGCUCAGACAAUACUCCAACCAGCAGGACAACCAGGACAAGGUAGAGACAUUUUAGGUUCUAGUAACUUCUGUAUUUUACUAACAAUCUCCUGGGUAUCCAGU